Molecule: messenger RNA, 3855 nt
Organism: Mucor velutinosus
Lineage: Eukaryota; Fungi; Mucoromycota; Mucoromycetes; Mucorales; Mucoraceae
Exons: 9
Coding region: 1-3855 (1284 amino acids)
Biological process (GO): endocytosis; vesicle transport along actin filament; actin filament organization
Cellular component (GO): vesicle; actin cytoskeleton; cytoplasm
Molecular function (GO): ATP binding; microfilament motor activity; actin filament binding
Source: RefSeq, a predicted model, not a curated record
AUGAAACGAUUUGGAGGAAAGAAGGCCGGAAAUGCAGGCGACAAAAAGGUGAUCAAGGCCAACCGACCUGCCAGAGCUGAUUGGAAAGAAGGCAUGAAGAAGAGGCAGGUGGGUGUGUCUGACAUGACUCUGCUGACAAAGAUUACGGAUGAAGCGAUCAAUGAGAAUCUGGAAUUGCGUUGGAAAAAUGGAGACAUUUACACGUAUAUCGGCCAUGUGCUCAUCAGUGUAAAUCCGUUUAAGGAUCUAGGCAUUUAUACAGAUGAGAUAUUGCAAUCUUACAAAGGAAAGAACUUGUUGGAAGCUACACCGCAUGUAUUUGCAAUCGCAGAAGCGUCGUAUCACCACAUGAACAGCUACCAGGAGAAUCAGUGCAUCAUUAUCAGUGGAGAAUCGGGUGCUGGUAAAACGGAGGCAGCCAAACGAAUCAUGCAGUACAUUGCUGCUGUCUCUGAAGGCAAGAGUGCUGCUAUUCAAGAGAUCAAGGACAUGGUAUUGGCUACAAAUCCACUGUUGGAGAGUUUUGGUUGUGCAAAAACACUGAGAAACAAUAAUUCCAGUCGACAUGGCAAAUACCUCGAGAUUCAGUUUAGUGCUCAAGGUGAGCCUGUGGGUGCAGUCAUUACAAAUUAUUUGCUGGAGAAGAACCGUGUUGUUGGCCAGAUUGAAAACGAGCGAAAUUUCCAUAUCUUUUAUCAACUUACGAAAUCUGCUCCUGCUGAAUACAAAGAGCAAUAUGGCUUGCAAGGUCCAGAGAGCUUUCUGUACACAAGCCGUAGUAAUUGCUUGAACGUUGAAGGCAUCAACGACAUGAAUGACUUUCAAGACACACUCAAGGCAAUGGAUGUCAUUGGACUGCAACAAACAGAAAAAGACGACAUCUUCAAGAUGCUAUCCGUUAUUCUAUGGCUCGGAAACAUCAUGUUCACAGAGAAUGAGCAGGGCCAUGCCGUGGUGACUGACGCAGAAGUUGUCAAUUUUAUUGCCUAUCUCACACAAGUAGAGUACGCGGAUCUCAACAAGGCAUUGACAGUGCGUAUCAUGGAAACACAGCAUGGCGGUCGUCGUGGCAGUAUUUACGAGGUGCCUCUCAACAUCAAUCAAGCAACAUCCGUGCGAGACGCGCUUGCAAAAUCUAUUUACGAGCGACUGUUUGAAUGGAUUGUCACUCGCGUCAAUGUCUCGUUACAAGCUCGAGCUGACGUACACCAUACGAUUGGUGUUUUGGAUAUCUACGGCUUUGAGAUAUUUGAAAACAAUAAUUUCGAGCAACUGUGUAUCAACUAUGUCAAUGAAAAAUUACAGCAAAUUUUUAUUGAGCUCACACUGAAGGCGGAACAAGACGAGUAUGUCAAGGAGCAGAUUGAGUGGACCCCCAUCAAGUUUUUUGACAACAAAGUAGUGUGCGAUUUGAUCGAAGCGAAGCGUCCUCCUGGUAUCUUUGCUGCUUUAAACGAUGCGUGUGCUACUGCUCAUGCAGAUCCCGGAGCUGCUGACAGUUCGUUUGUUCAAAGACUAGGCUUCUUGUCUUCCAACCCUUACUUUGAAGCACGUGGGUCUCAAUUCUUGGUUCGCCAUUACGCAGGCGAUGUGUAUUAUAACAUUGCCGGCAUCACUGACAAAAACAAGGAUGCGCUAUUGAAAGACCUACUGGAUCUGGCAGCCAGCUCAAAGGACCCCUUUAUCUCCAGCACACUAUUUCCGGAGAGAAUUGACCCCAACUCCAAAAAGAGGCCACCCACGGCAAGCGACAAGAUCAAAUUCUCUUGCAAUGCGCUUGUAGAAAAGUUAAUGAUGUGCCACCCAAGCUAUAUUCGUACCAUCAAACCCAACGACAAUCGAAGUUCAACAGAAUACAAUGUGCAGAGAGUACACCAUCAGAUCAAAUACCUUGGUUUAUGCGAAAAUAUCCGCGUGAGAAGAGCCGGUUUUGCUUACAGAACUGUAUUUGACAAGUUUGUCGAGAGGUUCUACCUGCUGUGUCCUGCUACUGGCUAUGCUGGCGAUUAUAUCUGGCAAGGAGAUGCUCGAAGCGGCUGUUUGGAGAUAUUAAAGCACAACCACAUACCUGCAGAUGAAUGGCAAAUGGGCACUUCCAAGGUCUUUAUUAAGCAUCCGGAGACGAUCUUUGGCUUGGAAGGGUUAAGAGACAAGUAUUGGCACAAUAUGGCUAUCCGUAUUCAACGUGCCUGGAGGGCUCAUAUGCGGUACAAGAAUGAAUGCGCAGCAAAGAUCCAGCGGUUCUGGAGAGGAAAUAAGCACAAUAUUGGAUAUUUACAACUGAGAGACUACGGUCAUCAACUACUAGGCAGUAAGAAAGAACGCCGGCGCUUCUCUUUGGUGAGUCAGCGUAUGUUUCUGGGCGAUUACCUGGACGUGCAAAAUGGCUCUGGUCUAGCUACUAUGAUUCGUAACGCUAUCAACCUCAAGCCUGGAGAGGAAAUCUUGUUUAGCAUGAAGGGUACCACGCUGGUUCCCAGAGCCAUGCGUUCAAGCGUACCUAGUCCUCGAACAUUUGUCAUGACAAAUCAAAAGUUUCAUAUCGUAGUUACCACAAAGAACGGGAAAGCAAUUCAAAUGGUAGAUGAAAAGAUGAUCUUGCUAAACACCAUUAGAAGUACCAGCGUCUCUACACUUCGUGAUGAUUGGGUUGUCUUGCAUCUAGAUACCUCGCCUGAUGGCAGUGAUUGUGUUAUAUCAUGCGUUUUCAAGACUGAAUUGCUUGCUCGUUUGUCUCAGGCUACCAAUGGCAGAAUCACAGUAAAUGUAGAGCCUCAAAUCCAAUACAAAAAGAAGGGCGGAAAGAUGGUUACCAUGCAGUUUGUCAAAGAUGAAAAGAUUCCACGUGAUGAUUUCUACAAAAGCCAUGUAGUGCGUGUUCCAUCAGGUGAACCUGCUAAUAGUCAGUCUGGCCCUCCCGCUGCCAGAAAAUCCAAGUUGCCUAGCAGCCAGCAGCAUCCACAGGCAAAGAAACCUACUGCUGUUACUGCUGCUGCUAAGUCUAUUCCACAAAAAAUAGCAGCUCCUAAAUCAGCUUUCGCAUCCAAUGUCAACAACGGAACUCAAGCUAGAUCAAGUCUCCCUGCUCCUCCCAUUUCCACGCCACAACCACCUGCUCCUGCUGUUCCAUCCAAGCUACCUCUUUACAAAGCAAUCUAUCCAUUCCAACCUCAAGAAGAAGGCGAAGUCUCAUUCCAGAAGGGUGAUACCAUGGAAAUUGUAGAAAAGGACGAAAAUGGUUGGUGGCUGGCUCGUAUCAAUGGCAAGGAUGGUUGGGUCCCAAGCAAUUAUCUGGAAGAAUGCGUUGCCGUCAAACCUUCAAUGCCUCCACCUCCACCUGUUAGAAGACGAGCACCGCCUCCAAUCCCACAACAGCAACAACAACAACAACAACAACAACAACAACAACAACAAAAUGUUCAGCAACCAACACCUCAAUGUCAGCCUGAAUCUAUCACACCAGUCAAUCGCAUGAGUCAAUAUGGCGAUGCAGUCUCUGUGAUGCCAGGUGUAGGUGGUCCAACCACAAAUGGCAUUCCAGCAUGGAGAGCUGCCUUGAAUGCUAAGAAUGCCUCUGCACACGAGGCAGUAAAUGAUACCACCGCAGCAUCUACACCAGCAAGCAGAGGCCCGCCUGUGCCUGCUAAACCCUUUGUUCCUGGAAGUCGACCAACUCCCAGCAUCCCAUCAUCAGCAGGCAAACCUGCGCCUAGUAUUCCUGAAAGGCCUCAAGCAGCUCUCAUUCCACAAGCACCACCUAGAAACAGUAGUCCGGCAGCACUUUCAUUAGCUGAUGCAAUUAAAGCAAGAAGACAGCAAGCAGCCGAAAGUGACGAUGAUGAUGAGGACUGGUAG